Messenger RNA from Gadus macrocephalus (Pacific cod), 1162 nucleotides. RefSeq lists its product as uncharacterized. Lineage: Eukaryota; Metazoa; Chordata; Actinopteri; Gadiformes; Gadidae. The record is from RefSeq and is a predicted model, not a curated record. Gene Ontology annotation, molecular function: GTP binding.
CUCUGGGGUGUUUGGCAGACCGGUUCACGCCACAGUGACGGCAGGCGGGGCUGAGAACGAGGAAGUAGAUCCAGACUGUCUGAGUUUUUAUGACCAUAACAAGAGGAGCAGCAGGAUGGACGAGGAGGCAUCACAGCACGAAGAACCGGAGCUCCGGCUGGUGCUACUGGGCCGAGCCGGGGCAGGGCAGAGCUCGGCCGGAGACGCCAUCCUUGGCCGGCCAGCCUUCCAAAGCGGGGAGGACGUUGCUGGUGCCCAGUGUCAGAGGCACAGAGGCCGGGUCGGGGGGCGACAGGUCGUCGUGGUGACCGUUCCAGACUGGUUCAGCCCCCGGGCUCCUCCUCCAGAGGAGGCGCGGGCGCUGGUCUCCUCCUUCGUGGCCCUCUCCUCCCCGGGGCCCCACGCCUUCCUGCUCUGUGUCCCCGGGGACCAGCCCCCGGACGGGGAGGAGCGGGCCCUCGCCGCCCUGGAGCUCAUCCUGGGGCCCCUGGCCGUCACCGCCCACACCCUGGUGCUCUUCACCCGCGGGGAGAAGGAGGAGGAGGAGGAGGAGGAGGAGGUGAAGACGCUGGAGGAGCUCCUCUCCACCCGACGCCAGGACCUCCUGGAACUGGUUGACUCCUGUGGGGGCCGGUACCACGCCCUGAGGGGGGAGGAGGAGGAGAAGCAGAGGAGGAGGAGUGUGCAGGAGCUGCUGAAGAAGGUGCAGCGGGCGCUGGGGGAGAGCGAAGAGGAGUUCUUCACGUGCGCUCUGUACGAGGAGGCGGGGGGGAGGGUGAGGAGGAGGCAGGAGCAGCUUGCCCUGGAGAGGAAGAGAGAGCCAGGAGCAGAGCAGGAGGAGCGCGAGUGGGAGGCGGCGGCGAGGAGCGUGGUGGACCUGGACGUGGACGUGGGCGGGGUUCUGGCCUCCCUGGCCGUCUCCCCCGCCUCCCCCCCUCCCUCCCUGCUGUGGGGGCUGUGGGAGAGGCCUGGUUGGCUCCGCAGGGUCCCCGGGCUGGUCCGGCCCGAGGCGCUGUUGGGGUCCCUGGUGGGGCUCUUCGUCGGGGGGCCCAUCGGGAGGAUGCUGGGGGCCACGGCCGGGUCGGUGGCCACCGAGGUGAAGAGACGGAAAGAGAAAGAGCAGAAAACCAAAUAGGGAGCAGAAAACCAAAGAGAGAGAGAG